This is a messenger RNA of Galleria mellonella (greater wax moth), 5247 nucleotides long. Its product is annotated as zinc finger CCHC domain-containing protein 24-like. The record is from RefSeq and is a predicted model, not a curated record. The coding region runs from base 245 to 829 and encodes 194 amino acids. The transcript has 4 exons. Gene Ontology annotation, molecular function: nucleic acid binding; zinc ion binding. NCBI's taxonomy places the organism in Eukaryota, Metazoa, Arthropoda, Insecta, Lepidoptera, Pyralidae.
UCUUAAGGAGCGGCUGCUAGUCAGUGUGGCCGGCGCGCGCGCAUCCCGAACACCAGUGCGAUCCAAAAAUAUCGACCUACACGGCCCGGCCGCAUUCGCGUUGACAUGGGCUGACCGCGCUCUCCCUAUACAAACAAAUUUCAAUUUUAACACCGAAACAUUCCAAAUUUAAAUACGGAAUUCUAAAUUUGAAAUUCGCUAGUGCUGUUCUGUUUUGUGUGAUUUCCGCGAGGCCGAUGCAGCAAUGUCGCCGACCGCAAUUGGUACUGAACUGCCGCAAUGGUGCGGUAAGACGGAGAGCUGCCCGCAAGCACUGCUCGGUUGGUUGUACUUGACUCACGACCAGAAUGAUCAGUGGAUGCCGGGCUCAGUAUGGGGGCCACUGCCAACAGCUGCCCCAGGGUCCACCCAGGCUCCAACAGACGACACCAGCUCUCUGGCGGAGCAGCUGAGUGUCUUGUCGCUGCGACGGCCGCCGCGACCACCGCCUCCAGCUUACAUGUGCCACUUGUGCUUCAAAAAAGGCCAUUACAUCGGGGACUGUCCUCAGGCUCGACCCAAGGGCGAAGGCUUGACCCCGUACCAGGGUAAGAAGCGUUGCUUCGGCGAAUACAAGUGCCCCAAGUGUAAGCGCAAAUGGAUGAGCGGAAACUCUUGGGCCAACAAUGGACAAGAAUGCAUCAAAUGCCGCAUCAACGUGUUCCCACACAAACAGCGACCGCUGGAGAAACCUGACGGCUUGGACGUGAGUGACCAGUCCAAGAUUCACCCCCAGCACCUGUGUCAAAAAUGCCGUUCGCUCGGGUACUACUGCCGUCGCGAGUACUAAACGCUAUUUCGACUGUUAACCGCCAAUUUCUCUUAACUAACACGUAAGAAAUUUUACAGGAGACAAAAAUAUUCCUAUUUCUGAAUUUAUUCUAAAUUCUCCAAAUCAUAAGAAGAAUUUAUACCUACUUAAAAGGCAGGCAUAGACUCCCAUAGAGAUGUUAGUGUCUAUGGGCUGCAGUAAUUACUUGACAUCGGACGUACAGCAUGUUCUUUUGUUGCCCUUUAACAUAAAAAAAAAUAUGAUGAAACAAAAAAAAACCUAAGUACAUAGUCGAUUUGAAAAUAAAUUCUCAGUAUAUUAAAUUGUGAAAUUAUUUCUCAAUGUAACAUAGAAAGGCAGAAAUGUACGUUAAAAAAAUGGCAGUUAGGCGGUAUUGGCGGUUUAACGUCGAAUUGUUCAUACAUAUGGCCAUACAAGAUUUAAUGACUACGUCAAAUGCUGUUGUAAGGUAAGCAACUUGUACUACGUUACUACAAUAAUAAUAAGGAAUUUAUGUAGAAUUCUCAUGGCACUCGUAGGUAAUAUUUCAUAUGGUGCAGUUAUUUUCUGUUACUCUCUUGAAAAAAGAAAAAAAAAUUUAAUUCAACAGUGUAGAUUAGAGUUGUAUUAUAUCCACAGAAAAAAAAACAACAACUGAUAAAUCUACAAAAAAAAAAAAUAGAAGAAAGAGACUAUAUUAAACUUCUUCUUAAUGAGUACCUCUGUUCCACGCAUAUUUCUGGCAUGGAGCAACUGUGCAUAGUGUUAGUUUAAAAGGGUGCAGGAUGGAAUACGCUGGUAACAUGACUAUAAAAUUUUAAAUUUUCUUUUUUAUUAUUAAGUAAAUGUAAGUACUUCGAAGUCGAAUUUUUAUUGUCUUUAAUAGACAUACACACAUAUGUUAUCAUAGAUUUAAGUUUAAAUAGUUAAUUAAGAUAUUGAAAUAUGUAUAUUUCGAAGUUUAUCUUUUGAAAAAUUUUAUUGUGUUUUUACUAUUUGGGUAGUAUAAGUUGAUUUUUACUCUAUACCUUAUAACUAAUUAUUGAUAUAAUGUACUCCAAAUGGCAUUACAGUUACUUAUGAUGUUUUAUAUGUAUAUUUAGAUAUGACUACGUAAUGUUCUAGGUUUUAGGUGCUUGUGGUCAAAGUAUAAAACGCUAUAUAUUGUAAGUUUUAGCCAUUAUAAUUCAUGAUCAUUUCGUUUAAUUUUUACUAACGUACUUAACCAAAUUAUUUCUUAUAAUAAUUUUCGGCAUAUUUGUAAAUUAAUUCCAUUUUAAUAACUAUUACAAAUAUUGUAUCAAUUAAUAACAUUAUGUUCUGCGCCAUCUAUUGGUGGCAGUAGACUAUUGAAAUUAUUAGAUAGUAAAUAUCACACAGGCCAAACUAGCGUGAUGGUAACGAUGCCAGUAUAAAGAUGUCGCUACAACAUUUGAUUUUUUAAUAGAUAAAAAAUACAAAAAUAUAUUAUUUAUAUUUAUUAAUUAUAUAAAUCAUAUUUAUCAUUAUUAAAUAUAUCUUUAUGAGCUUUAUUAUUAUGAUUAUGUGCUUGUGAAAUGCCUUGCAUGACUUAAUACAUUCUGCACUUUUAAACUGAACUGAAAAACAAUUUUCAUAUUUUGUAAUUGCAUGUUCAAUUCGAGAUAUUAAGUUAAAUAGGAAUAUUCUUAUUGGAUGAUAAUGGAAUGGUAAUCCCGCCUGCGCUAUCGGUAUACGCUGGCGGGGCAUCAGUAAUUGGUAAUAGUUGAGGAUGAAACCAGGUCGAUUGAGAUUUGAGAAGGAUUAAUUAUGGUGGUUUCCAAGGGAACCGCGUGGGGGUCGACCUGACAGGGUAUAUUGCUAGUAAUGGAGAUCAAUGUCUCCAUUACUAACAAUCCCUCUCUCGUCAGAUAAGAAUGUUACUUGUUAAUAGGAAUGUUUCCUAUCUAACUGCCUAAGUCAUAAAAUCAUACUACCUAAUUUGAAUUAAAUUAGGGCAGAGGUAGUUUUAGCAUUGAAAAUAAAACACUAACAUACAGACAAGAUAUUUAAAUACACAUAAUUUUAUUUGGCUAUCAUAUGUAUUCAUUAGCUUUAUAAUUAAAUACAUUUUUUUUAUUUUGUUUUCUUUUUAUUAUUAAGUAAAUAUUAGUUUUAAAAUUCAUUUAUAUUCAAUAUUUAGUUUUAAUUACUUAUAAUUGGGUAUUUAAUAUAAUUGCUGGACAUCGGAUAAUACUCGAGUAUUAUUUAAUUUGAUGUCCUUUACGUACAUUUAUUACUUAAUUAUAACUUUGUCUAAUCAAAUUUUUAAUGUACUAUAAGCUGCUAUUUGCUUUUUUUAAAUGGUUUUAUAUCCGCUUGCGCAAUUGGUAUUUAUAAGCGAAAAUGAAAUAUUAACCUCGCCUGUAUGUACUGGUGAAUCCAUCAGUGAAAGAUGAAGAUGUAAGUUAGAAUGGAUGUAGGUUAGGAAUGAACCAUGUUGGUUUCCAGGGGGAACCUCGUGGAGGUAUAUUGCAAGCAAUAGGGCUAUUAGACCCCGAUACUAAUAACCCCCCUCCCCCCAGCCCCCAAUAUGUUGUACGACCUCUAUAGCAAAACCAGUAAAGGUGCCUGCCAAAAAUACUAAAGACAUCUUCACAUAACAUUCAUUUUAUUACAAGUAUGUACAAUUAAAGGCGAAUAAAUAGAUAAAUACAGCGUUUGACUUUUUUGUAAAACUCUUUUGUUUUUUAACACUUUAUACCACAAAUGUGGCAAACAAGAAUACAGCCCAUCUGAUAGUAAGCGGUCACUGUAGCCUGUAAUGCCACGUGCAUGCUGUCGACCCUUAGGAAAUCUUAAUACACCCUUUAUAAAGAACCCCGUACUGUAGUCUCUGGGGGCAACCUUGGCAUGCUCAUCUACAGCCUGAGCGUCCUUAAAAAACAUAAUUCAUUUGUGGACUAAACUAAUAUAAUAUUAAAAAAACAUAACAUAUUAUUUAAUUCAGUUCUUUUAAUCAUGUAUACUAAUAAAUAUAAUUCCAAAGAACCAGUGAAUUCUCAAUGUGCCAAAAAAAUAAUUAAUCGUUGUUAAAUGUAAUUCGAUAUUUAAGUUUAUUAUUUUUAUAUUCGUAACACAAUAUACGUACGUGCCAUUAUAUAAAAAAAUAUGUUUUUUUUUUCUUUUAUUAGAUUUAUAUCUUUUGUUUCAUGACAUGUUUUGUUUAUAUGUUUUUAUAAAUUUUAAGAUAACAUUAUAAUUUUAAACCGUCAAUACACACAUUUAUUUUACUCGUUAUAUAUUAACUUAAUUAUAGUUAAAUAACAUUUUUCAUAACAUUAUUACGUAAAAUGUCUUAAACAUAUAUAUAGAGACUUAAUUUAGUUAACGGUUUUUUUUUUCUUUUAAAACCACAAUUAAAAACUAGCCGUCAACGUACUGGCUGGUUAUAAACCUAUUUUUAUUCUUUUUUUUAACUUUUUUAUGAAGAUUCCGGUUUAUAUUUUUGUGUACGUGUUGACGUUUUAAAAUCAUACCAUUUUCAUGUAAUUAUUAUAACGUCUUGUACCUAGUUUAUAAACAAAAAAAAAUUAGUUUAAGAAAAUUGUCGCUGAAUCGACGGUGCUUGUGUAUAGGUGUGAACAUGGCUUAAGUCUGAUUGCGUUCCAUAAGUUAUAAUGUUAAACUAAUUUAAAUAUGUAUUUCGAUAUUUCAUUGUAUGAUUAAAGAAUACACUUAACAAUUUUGUAAUUAAUUCCUAAUUUAAACUUCUAAAUUUUACAAAAUAUAGCUGGGAUCGUUUAAGAACCAGUAAAACUAUAAGAUUUAAAGCUUAAACUAUAUAGAUAAAGCAUUGAGCCUCAAAACAGAUUAACUUUUUGUCAGGUAAUUCAAUCAGUAUUCUAUAUAUUUACGCAUAAAAUGUACCUUGAGGUAUUAUUUAAUCUAUAAAAUGAGUGUUUACGCAUUAAAUAGAAUGCAGAAUUUGUAAGAUAAAAUAAAUAUAGAUGUUAUAAAGGAAUCAAUUACUCAUAAAUAUUCCUCACGCAAAAUUGUAUGAAAAAAUUGACCUGUUUUUCUCGAAGCAUUUCUAUGGGGACAUUCUAUUUAUAUAAGCUAAGAGUCCAAGUAAAGUCUGUUAAAUAGUAUUAUAAAAAUAGUAAGUUUACAUACAUUAACAAGAAUAUUUAUUUUCAUUUUUAUUUUUCAUUUAUUGUAAAAAUAAAAUAAUGUUCUUUGGUUUAAAAAAUACCUAAGUGCAUUUUUGUAUGAUGACCAAUAAUUAAUAUAUAAACAUACAAAUUUAUUAUACAUAUAUAAUAAUUUAUAAUUUAAAAUAUUUUAUUUUUCAGUUUUUUCCAUAUACAACAGACUUACGCCAUGUUGUCUUAUUUUUAUUAAGUACUAUUUUGCAUGUACCGUAAAGAGUGUUCAUGCCGAAGUGUAACAAUUUUAAAAUAAAUCUUUUUAUAUAA